GCAUCACCUUGGCCAGGGUGUCGUCAUUGGCUGCUUAUUAGAAAAACUACAGGACAAUGCAUACCACUGACUGCCGGCUGUAAACAUAGGGGAUAUGUGUUCACUUAGCAUGGACUUCUGGGAGGGGCCAAGGAAGGGCGGUCUGCAGUUUUAUUGAAUAGAGCAGUGUGCAUUCGGCUGCCUGCCUGCCUGCCUGCUCUCUUGCUGUGCUCCUGCUUAAAGGGAUCAGCCCUUCCUUUCCCACGGAGUCCUGGGGAAGAGAUUUCAGCCGCGGAGGUAUCAAGAAAACWUUUCAACAUCAUCCAGCUGAAUUCCACAAGGCUUGGUGAUUAACCAGCAGGCUCACAAGUGGACCUCUGACUGCCAACCUAUCCAGACACCAUCUGGUCUCCCUAAGACUGAACCCACACCAUGGAUGAUUUUGAACGUCGCAGAGAACUCAGGAGGCAAAAGAGGGAGGAGAUGCGGCUGGAAGCAGAAAGAAUUGCCUAUCAGAGGAACGACGAUGACGAAGAAGAGGCAGCGCGGGAACGUCGCCGGCGAGCCCGACAAGAAAGGCUGCGGCAGAAGCAAGAGGAAGAAUCCUUGGGACAGGUGACCGACCAGGUGGAGGUUCACACCCAGAACAGUGUCCCCGACGAGGAGUCCAAGCCAACCACCACCAACACUCAGGUGGAGGGCGAUGAUGAGGCUGCCCUCCUGGAGCGUCUGGCCCGGAGAGAAGAGAGACGCCAGAAACGCCUUCAGGAAGCCCUGGAGCGGCAGAAGGAGUUCGACCCAACCAUMGCAGAUGCCAGCCUGUCCCUCCCCAGCGGAAGAAUGCAAAAUGACACAGCUGAAAACGAGACUGCGGAGAAGGAAGGGAAAAGAGAAMGUCGCCAAGAGAGAUACGAGAUAGAGGAGACGGAAAUCGUCACCAAGUCCUACCAGAAGAAUGACUGGAGGGAUGCCGAGGACAAGAAGAAAGACGAAAAGGAAAAGGAGGAGGAGGAGGAAGAGAAGCCAAAGCAAGAGAGCGGUGGAGAAAAUCAGGUAGAGGCGCGGGUGGCAGAGAGCACAGCAGAAACCCAGGAGGAGACAGUGGUACCGGCCCUGAAAAACGGGGACCUGGAUGCAGAAGAGGCUCAAGUGGAGGAGAGGGAAGGAGGCUCAGAGGAGGCUUCUCAUAAUGAAAAGAUGGAAGAGGAAGAAAGGCAAAGAGCCGAGGCAGAGAGGCUGAGGGUGGAAGCAGAAGAAAGAGAAAGAAUGAAAGCCGAGCAAGAAAGACAGAUAGCGGAGGAGCAAGCAAGAAUAGCAGCAGAAGAAAGAGAGAGGAGGGAGGCGGAGGAGAGGGAGAGGGUAAAGGAGGAGGAGAGAAGGGCGGCCGAGGAGAAAAGGGCGGCCGAGGAGAGAAGGGCGGCCGAGGAGAGGCAGAGGGCCCAGGCAGAGGAGGAGGCGAAGGCUAGGAUAGAAGAGCAAAAGCGAAAAAAGCAGCUAGAGGAGAAGAGGAAUGAAAUGCAAGAGACAAAGAUGAGAGGGGAGAAAGCAGAAGAGAAAAGAGAAGGGAAGAGGGUCAAUGAAAAGAAAGUGCCUGAAGAUAAACCUCAGACAGCUGUCCCAAAGAAACAGGAAGAAGAAAAGGGAACAAAAGGGCAAGCUCAAAGGCAAAAGUCCCAAGAAGACAAGCCUACCUUCAAAAAAGGAGAGAUCAAAGAUGAGAAGAUUAAAAAAGACAAAGAGCCCAAAGAAGAAGUUAAGAGCUUCUUGGAUCGAAAGAAGGGAUUUACAGAAGUGAAGUCACAGAAUGGAGAAUUCAUGACCCACAAACUUAAACAUACUGAGAAUACUUUCAGCCCCAGCCGCCCCGGAGCGCGGGCCGUCGGGGAAGCCGAGGGCGCGCCGCAGGUGGAAGCCGGCAAGAGGCUGGAGGAGCUCCGCCGCCGGCGCGGGGAGACCGAGAGCGAAGAGUUCGAAAAGCUCAAACAGAAGCAGCAGGAGGCGGCCUUGGAGCUGGAGGAGCUGAAGAAAAAGAGAGAGGAGCGAAGGAAGGUCCUGGAGGAGGAAGAGCAGAAGAGGAAGCAGGAGGAAGCCGACCGCAAGGCCAGAGAGGAGGAAGAGAAGAGGAGGCUAAAGGAGGAGAUUGAGAGGCGAAGGGCAGAAGCUGCUGAGAAACGCCAGAAGAUGCCCGAAGAUGGCUUGUCAGACGACAAGAAGCCCUUCAAGUGCUUCACUCCUAAAGGCUCAUCUCUCAAGAUAGAAGAACGAGCAGAAUUUUUGAAUAAGUCUGUGCAGAAAAGCAGUGGGGUCAAAACAACUCAUCAAGCUGCAGUAGUCUCCAAGAUAGACAGCAGACUGGAGCAAUACACAAGUGCAAUUGAGGGAACAAAAACUGCAAAACCUAUCAAGCCAGCAGCCUCUGAUCUUCCUGUUCCUGCUGAAGGGGUACGCAAUAUCAAGAGCAUGUGGGAGAAAGGGAAUGUGUUCUCCUCCCCGACUGCAUCAGGCACACCAAAUAAGGAAACUGCUGGCCUGAAGGUGGGAGUCUCCAGCCGCAUCAAUGAAUGGCUAACUAAAACCCCGGAUGGGAACAAGUCACCUGCUCCCAAACCUUCUGACUUGAGGCCAGGAGACGUAACUGGCAAACGGAACCUCUGGGAAAAGCAAUCUGUGGACAAGGUCACUUCCCCCACUAAGCAGGUUUGAGACAGUUCGAGAAAGAACCCAAGAGCUCAAGACGCCGGACCACCUCAGUUGUAGAGGGCUACUUGCUCUGUUUUAUAUUUAUGUCAAUUUACAAAAUUGGGUUUAUUUUCUUUUGUUUUUCAAUUUCCCAGUAAACCAAUGUAUAUGAUCACUAUAUUUAAUAAUCACAUCUAGAGAUGUUCAUGGUAAAAGUACCGCCUUUGCACAGGAGCCUGUUUCUAAAGAAACCCAUGCUGUGAAAUAGACUUUCCUACUGCUCGUGUCUGAACAGCGAUACCAACCACAUUGGAGUCACCAACAGGAGGUUAAGGUUGCCUGAGGAAUGUGUGCAGUAUCUAGGAAAAGGAACCAUAGUUGUCGUUGUUGUUAAUACAGAGGUCAUGUUGUUUCUGCACUUUAGAAUAAAGCAUGGAAGAAAUUAUCUACAUAGGCCAUGGUAACUGUUUCUGAAAGUAACCUGUUUCGRAUUUAAAAUUCUGCAAUAAUGAUGUCUUUUUUAAAAAAGAAGAUGUACUGUUAAGGUAUUACUUUUUUCGUGCUGAUUCAUAUCUAAAUUGGAUUAUUAUUUUAGCUGACAGUGGUACUGAUUUUUUUUAGGUUGGUUGCUUUUGUGGAUUUCUUUGAUAGUGUAGUAGCCUGACCCACAUUUUAGAUUACCCGAUUAUGUAUGUAUGUAUGUAUAUGCAUACACGUAUACAAACACACUAACAGUAGAGUGCUUUUCAUGUGCUAGACUAUUAUUUUUAGUAGUAUGUCUUUGUAACUAGMAAAUAUCACAGCUCUUUAAAAAUUAAAAAAAACACAAUAUUAUAUUAAUAUUUCAUAUUUGCCAACAGAAACAUGGCAGGUAGGUAUGGAAAUGUUUUCAAUGCCCGAUGACUUAUAAAAAAGAAAGUAYUGAAAAGAAAGAUUAGAAGUGUCAAAAGGAGUUGAAAUUUUCUAUAAUACAUAGUAUUUAGUCUAUAAUUCAAGACAAUUUUUGAAGCCCAGUGUGAAUUUUACAAAAUCUACUGUCUGAAUCAAAUUCAGCCUGUAACAUUAAAGUUCAUGGUAAGUUGGCCAACAUGAUAGCUAAGGUCUCUUCCUUGGCUAAGAUUUAAAGACAAGAAUUUCAAUGACAAUACUGCACAGAUUGGAAUUCCAGACAGAGAUAUAAACAAAGACGAACUUUGGCUCAUGUCUGGAAGGGAAGCAGAGAAGUAAAGUGAGUAAAAUCUAGCAUUUAGGAGUGACACCUUCAUAUACUAGUACCUCCACCUUCAUAUACUUUGAAAUAUUUUUCAAGUUAAACUUUUCUACUUUGUUGGUCAUUGAUACUUGUCAUAAGUUGAUAAUGUUCUAAAA
Molecule: messenger RNA, 4026 nt
Organism: Urocitellus parryii (Arctic ground squirrel)
Lineage: Eukaryota; Metazoa; Chordata; Mammalia; Rodentia; Sciuridae
Gene: Cald1
Product: caldesmon 1
Biological process (GO): muscle contraction; angiogenesis; actin filament bundle assembly
Cellular component (GO): actin cytoskeleton
Molecular function (GO): myosin binding; calmodulin binding; actin binding
Source: RefSeq, a predicted model, not a curated record